Molecule: messenger RNA, 1710 nt
Organism: Spathaspora passalidarum NRRL Y-27907
Lineage: Eukaryota; Fungi; Ascomycota; Pichiomycetes; Serinales; Debaryomycetaceae
Gene: HNM1
Product: Hnm1p
Exons: 1
Coding region: 44-1648 (534 amino acids)
Biological process (GO): amino acid transport; transmembrane transport
Cellular component (GO): membrane
Molecular function (GO): transmembrane transporter activity
Source: RefSeq, a predicted model, not a curated record
UUUUCACUUUGUUCAUCACGACUUCCUUUCAAAUAUAUUAACUAUGGAUAGUGACAAAGUGCUAGCAGAUAAUGCCUCUUUCGAAGCUAAGGACUUCCAAGAAACCAAUGAAAAAUAUUCUGAUCAUGAAGAUUCUUCUUCUCUUGAUCGUGUGCAUCAUGAAGGUGGGAAAUUGAAACGUAGAUUUUCUACUUAUUCCAUUAUAUGUAUUGGUUUUGGUUUGACAAAUUCCUGGUUAGGUAUCUCCUCUUCUUUGGUUACUGGUAUUAGUUCAGGGGGCCCAAUGUUAACUAUUUAUGGUAUUUUAAUCGUUGCCAUGAUUUCUUACUGUGUUGCUGUUACUUUGGGUGAAAUGUCUUCUGCUAUUCCAUCGGCAGGGGGUCAAUAUGUCUGGACUAGAGUCUUGGCUCCAAAGAAAUAUUCAUCAUUUUUGGCUUAUAUUUGUGGAUCUAUGUCAUGGGCUGGUGCUAUUUUCACAUCAGCUUCAAUGUCCGCAGCUUUAGCUUAUCAAGUUUUGGGAUUCUGGAAUUUAUUAAAUCCCGACAGAGCACGUUUUGAUCAAUGGACAUAUUUUGUCAUCUACGAAAUUGUCACAAUUAUCUUGUUCUUCUUUAACAGUUGGGGAAAAAUCUUGCCUAUUUUAGGGAACGGUGCAUUGUAUGUUUCACUUUUUUCAUAUACUGUCAUUUUGAUUACUGUUUUAGUUUGUUCUAGAGGAAAUUAUCAAAGUCCUCAUUUUGUUUUUGUCCAAUUCAAUAACGGAACUGGUUGGAAAUCUUCUGGUAUUGCAUUUAUUGUUGGGUUGAUUAAUCCUGCAUGGUCCUUCUCGUGUUUAGAUAGUGUUACACAUUUAUCUGAAGAGACCUCUAAACCAAGAACUGAUAUUCCAAAAGCCGUUCUUUCAACUGUCACUAUUGGUUUUGUCACAGCAUUUACUUACUCAAUUGCUAUGUUUUUCUGUGUUACUAACUUAGAGGAACUUACAAACUCCCAAACUGGUAUGCCAAUUUUGGAUAUUUUCUACCAGGCAUUGAAAAAUAGACAAGGUGCUGUCUGCCUUGGAUUCCUUGUGUUCUUAACUGCUUUUGGAUGUACCGUUGCAUGUCAUACUUGGCAAACCAGAAUUUGUUGGAGUUUUGCCAGAGAUAAUGGGUUACCAUUUUCAAAAUAUUUAGCUAGAGUUGAUCCAAAAUUAGGUGUUCCAAUCAAUGCUCAUAUUUUCUCAACCUUCUGGGUUAUGAUUUGUGGGAUUAUUUUCUUGGUUACAACUGCUGGUUUCAAUGCUAUGAUAGUUGGUACAAUCACCUUGAUUUUAGGUUCCUACAUGGUUUUCUGUUUCUGUUUACUUUACCGUGGAAGAAACAAUAUCAAACAUGGUCCAUUUUGGUUAGGUAAGUUUGGUUAUUUCUGUAAUAUUGUGGUUAUAUUGUAUGGUAUUUUUGCCUUUGUAUUUUUCAGUUUCCCAGCCACAAUGCCAGUUACUGCAGGAGAUAUGAAUUAUUUCGCAGUUGUAUUUGUUAUAUAUGUUAUUUUAGCACUUGGAUAUUGGUGGUUCCCAGUUAAACAAUGGUCAGCUAGAGUAAAUUUUGCUGGUGGUCGUCAUGGGGAAGAAAUUGAAUUCCCUGAAGUUUGCUUAACAGAUUUAUGAGCAUAUGCAUAUAGACAUAAUAUUAAUAUUUAUAAUAAUAGAAAAUACGAAAAUUAAAUGGU